UUUGAAAAGAACCAUUAAACUUUAAUUACUCUUUUUUUCCCCCAGCUCCAUCAUGACAGAAGCAAAUAUCUUCAUUAUUCAGAGUUUCAUUCUGCUCGCUUUACUUUGCAAAUGUGGUGCUGAAUUUUGCCCUCAUCCUUGUGUUUGUAAAUCCAUAGAACGAAAAGGAAUCAUCUUGAAUUGCAGUUCUUCAAAACUAAAUGCUAUUCCUGAAAUUCCUGCCAACACCAUCAAACUUUAUCUACAGAACAGUAGCCUGACCUCUGUUCCUGCUGGGUCAUUUGACCACUUAAGGCAUCUGCAGGAAGUGGAUCUCUCUGGCAAUCCUUGGAAUUGUGACUGUAAUAUAUUUUAUGUCAAAAUCUGGCUUGAGUCCCAAAAUGUUAUAAACAUGUUGAAUGUGAGAUGUGUAACACCAGCCACACUAUCAGGUUUACCUUUUCAGAACCUUUCUGGAAAUGAAAUUCAAGGCUGUCACACAAGGUGGUCGAUUGAAUGUGAAAAGUUUUUUGUUAGGGAUCUUUAUCUGAUUGGUUUUGCAGUGUUGCUACUGAUUAUGAUGUCCUAUGUGUUCAGGAUGGCCAAAGGACUUGCCUGUCGCGUUACAGUGAGCACGUCACAAGGAAAGCAUUAUAAAGCUUGCACAAAAGACAGUCACAAGUCAAAAUAGUAGAACAUAGAAUGACCCCCAACUAACACAUUGGGCUAUAUUUAUUAUGACAACAGUAGGAUAUUUCUUAAAGCAGCUCUGAUACUUUGCAGGUCUUGAUUUUAAAUUAGUCAAUCAUUUUUGUCCCCCUUUUGUCAUUUUUUGAAAUUCAGUGUUUUUUAGUUAUACAUAUAAAAAGUAGGGACUUCAUUUUCUAAUGGGGUGUGUGAUCAUUGGUAAAUGUUGGCAAUUCUCACAAGAAUAAUAACAUCUAUUUCUCUCUUUACCAUCACAAAAUAAUAGCUAACAAUGAUAUAUAAAGUAACAGUUAAAAUUAUAUUCUCAAACGGGACAAAAAUUUUGUUUUGUAAUUUGAAGUUAAUUGGUAUUGUUUUCUUGUUAAAUGUAUAUUAUAUAUAAUUGCAAUUAUACAUAUUGUUUGAUAAUUUUACCAUGGUUUUUCCUUUUUUUUUUUUACCAAUGGUAAAAGUCAGGCAAGUUGGAUGUUAAUAGUCUUUUUUGUUCUUAUGUGUCUUCAUGAUCUACCCUUUAAAUAUAUAGUAGC
Messenger RNA from Pelobates cultripes (western spadefoot toad), 1214 nucleotides. The record is from the annotation of a GenBank genome assembly. Lineage: Eukaryota; Metazoa; Chordata; Amphibia; Anura; Pelobatidae.